AUGGCCACCAAGUUGAUGCCGAGCCGCCAUACUAUCCAUAUGCUUCUCAAAUCCCAGCGGAAGCUCAAAGAAUUGAACUUCCGCAUCAGGCCCGACGAGGCCUUCGCGGGCAAGGGGCCUCUUCCUAUCCGCACAACUGGUCCUUUGAUGGAACCUCCACUAAAAGACCUCACUGGACUAGCUGUAUAUGUUCAUUGCUAUCCGACACUAGCGAAAAGCUCUUUUGAGUACUACCGCAAACUUCUCCCAUACGUUCCCAAGCUGCAGACCUUGUCCAUAGAGGGCACGCUCUUUGAGAAUCGUCCACUCGACCGCCUGGACAUGCAUCACAUCCUACAGCAUGACAUAAAAGAGCCCAUUCUGACAAGUCUCACUACCCUCCGUCUGAAGCUUAUCGACCUUGGAAUGAGCCACAAGGUGAUUUUCAGUAACAUGAACUUUGCUAACCUUCGCACGUUGUCACUGAUUGGCUGCAAUGACAUGGCUCCCUUCUUUGGUGGCCUCCUGGUACAACGCGCCAACAGUGACAGCAGCUAUCUUUCCCGUCUUUCCGAUCUGGAGAUCUUCUUCCCUUCCAAUUCACCCCAUCCCUACACCGACAUUCAGGCUGUCCAACGCUUCCUCGAGACUGGUCCUAAACUUGACAAGCUCAUCUUGGACGUAUCGCGUCAUGCCUUGAUAAACAAAGACGCUAUCAUCGCUCAGUCUAAGCUCAAGUCACUGGAACUGGGUACUGGUGAGGAGAGGGCAGGGCGUUCAUAUGCAGUGGAAGACGUCAAAGCGAUUCUAGCCGCUUGUUCAGAGCUCGCAGACAUCGCCAUUAAUCUCCCUGCAGCGAACCUAGGAUCCCUUAUCGAUCUAGCUCAUGACUUCAGACUGGGAAGACCCCAAAACUGUCUCACACAUGUAGAGACCGAGUUCGAAGCCAUGCUCACCGUACUCGCCCAGCACACCCCUCUUCACACCCUCCGCAUAUUGAACCUCCCAAUUUUCGGAGAGAUCGAAAUAGCACACAAACCAGACUCGCUCAACGCUACCGAACGCCGAUUAGCCCGCAUCCUGUACAAGAAUUAUGUAACGGAGAUCAUGCGCUUCAUGGCGAGAUGCGGUACCGCACCCAUUGUUUUCGACACCCGGCCUAGCAUUACUUAUCAAAUCUUCGAUGAGUGUAUUCGGCAAAAGAAAGAUCAAGGCGUUGUAUGUCUCGUCAGCCGCUCAUGGCGGGAGCUUAUGGCCCCUAUCUUGUGGGAAAAGCUUGAAUUCAGCUUGGGUGAUCACCAAGGCUCUUCCCCUGGCCGCUCUUUGACGACGUUAUUAGAUCCUAACUCUGGGAUCCUCCCACAUGUACGGAAUCUAUGCUUUGCGGACUUUACGGAUGAGGAUGCGGAGAACCGUCUCGAGUCGUUGAUCUUGGCACUUCCACGCGAUAAACUCCGCGUUUUCCAGGCCUAUGGCGACAUGCAGCAUGAGCUUUUCUUGCAAUUGUUGCGAUCGCAGACCAAGCUAGAGAGCUUCUAUGCAACGACUCCAUUUACCUGCCUUGGCUCGACGAGUGACUAUCAUUAUGCUUCCCGGGAAUACCGCGCGUGGGUUGCAUCGCUGACGCCUGAACUGAAGGAGAUUAGUCUUCUUCUAGAGCGCGAAGAGGAAGACGAGGAAGAAGAGGUCGAGAAGAACCACCGGAAUCUGCAGAGCUUUAUCGACCUCUACCCUAGUCUCGAAAGGCUGAACUUGUCAGCCGAUUGUGACCCUCCGAUCUCAUUACAAGAACUGCUCUCGCUAUCGCCGGAGAGUCGCCUAUUCUCCAAUCUGACAUCGAUCAAAAUGGAGGCAAUGAGCUUGGUACCGGAUGCUUUAUAUCAGUUCUCCCACAACUUCGACGUUGCAAGGUUAGAGAAGUUGCAUCUCAAGGACUGCAGCUCGAUGUCGCUGUUCUUCGACAGUCUCUCAGAAUCGUACAUUGAAACACCCGGUAAAUUAAGGGAGUUGUGCAUCCGCCUAGAUAACGGUGUUGAAGACGAAGUGCAGGUCGAGACCACAACAUCCAUUGAAAACUUCCUCAAAGUCUGCUGCGCUAGACUUGAGAAUCUCGAACUACACCUCUCCAACGGCAAACUGGUCGACAAAAGUUGUCUUCUGCCUCACGCUGAAACGCUUCGUAACGUCAUUAUCGAAAAAUCCCAAUACGGAAUUCCGGAUUCUCAGUCGCACUACUACUCGGGAGACGAAGUCGGGGUAAUUUUGAGGGCGUGCACAAAGCUCAGAGGACUGGCCAUCAAUCUGCCACCUAUCGAUCUCGGACAUAUCACAGAGCUCGGGGACUUUCAAUUCAAAGCAAGUGAGCGGGAUUGUGCCGCUUUCAAAGAUGUACUAUCUUCAUACCAUGGAAAUACUGAGCGAGCCUGA
Messenger RNA from Alternaria viburni, 2406 nucleotides. RefSeq lists its product as uncharacterized. The record is from RefSeq and is a predicted model, not a curated record. The transcript has 4 exons. The coding region runs from base 1 to 2406 and encodes 801 amino acids. Lineage: Eukaryota; Fungi; Ascomycota; Dothideomycetes; Pleosporales; Pleosporaceae.